This is a messenger RNA of Xenia sp. Carnegie-2017, 2803 nucleotides long. Its product is annotated as F-box/LRR-repeat protein 4-like. Gene Ontology annotation, biological process: SCF-dependent proteasomal ubiquitin-dependent protein catabolic process. Gene Ontology annotation, molecular function: protein binding. The transcript is spliced from 15 exons. Bases 506 to 2248 code for a protein of 580 amino acids. Gene Ontology annotation, cellular component: SCF ubiquitin ligase complex. The record is from RefSeq and is a predicted model, not a curated record. NCBI's taxonomy places the organism in Eukaryota, Metazoa, Cnidaria, Anthozoa, Malacalcyonacea, Xeniidae.
AGAGUGUUGAGAAUGUCAUUAGACCUCUGCUCAGAAAAGAGUUAAUUCUUCUUCAAUUAGCUCCACGCCCUCGCCGAAAAAACAAAGAACAUGUUGGUUGAACGCAAAACAACAUCGAGUGACAUAUCCAAAACAAAUUUUUAAAGAAAUUGUUAAAAAUAGACAACGACGUGGCAACCUGCGCUACCGUACAUUUGAAAAACUUGUCUAAUUUUUACUUGUGACAAUAUGACCACGUGCAUUAGUCUAAUUUUCACGGAAUGUAAAAAAGUAUUCAUCUUUGGAGGAUGGGCUAAUUGGGCUUUGGAGGAGUGUUACGCAAUAGGGUCAUGUUCGGUUCCGGAGAUAAACAAACAUACCGAAGCGCGCUACAAGUUACAACAUAGUAAAUUUGUAACACUUACAUAGCGGUUUUUAUUUAUCUGGCAUUGAAGAUUUCAGCACUCGAUAGAGAUUGUGUGAACCUUUAUUUUAGAAUAUAUUAAACUCAGAUGGCAAUGAAUGAAUGGCUACCUUCAUUACCAACGACAUUGUCAAGAAGAGACAUGUUUCAAGAACUGUGAAACGCCAGACAGUCAAUGAAGUUGUAGAUUUUUCCAGUCAGUAUGGCUCAGAUCUGUCAAGAAGUUAUACUGUUGCUAACGUUGUGGGAGAAACCAACAUUUAUCCUAAAUAUGGUGAUUUCACUCAAAGUCUUGUGUUCAGAACAUAUGGAAGAUGGUGGAGCAGUUGUCCCUCAUCACUAAAGUCAUUUAAACAGUAUCAUCAAUCUGAUUUUUUAAGUCAAGAUUUCAUAGAUAUAAGGUAUUCGUACUCUGUGUAUCCGACAAAAAUAGAAAUAUUUGAAACAUAUAACCCAGGAGCAGUUGUGAGGAUACUUGCUUGUGACUCAGAAACCAAAUAUAUUCCUCCUCGUUGGAUUUUAUUGUGGGCUGGCUCCCCAAGGAAAUGUGCAGCUAAAGCCAGAGUAUUUUCACCUGUGUUAAAGAAAUGUCCUUUUAAAACAAGGAGACUAAGAUUGGAGUUCAACCAAGAGCACUGCGAUUACUUCACUGAGAUUGACGCUGUUUAUCUUCAUGGUGUUGAAUCCGAGAUUGAAUACAAUUAUAGUGAAGAAAAGGAAGAUUCUAUUGUUUCAAUGACUGAGGCGUUCCAUCAACGCAUGUCUAUGAAUAGCAAUCUCAAUAACGAAAACUCUUAUGUACGGAACGAUUCAGUGAAUAUUUCGAUGUUACCAAUUGAAGUAUUUAAUAAGAUAUUGUCAUACCUAAGAUUUUCUGAAUUUGGAAAUCUUUCGAAGACCUGUAGAUUCUUUCGCGAUUGCUGUUAUGAUCCUAUGUACUUUAAAGAAUUUAAUCUUCAACCCUAUUGGUUCAAGGUAAAUGGCGUGAGUCUUCAGUACUUGACUCAAAGAUGUAGGUCAACCGAGAAACUUUGCAUGUCAUGGUGCGGUUCGGAUGGGCUUUUCACGACACAGGACUUUGAACGAUUUCUCAAAAACAUGAACAGUGGAACACUGAGAUGUCUUUAUCUAUCAUGCUGCAGAUUUCUUGAUGCAUCUAUUUUAAAGGUGAUCGUUGAAGUUUGUCCAGACCUCGAAGAACUGGAUUUAUCGUCUUGUAUCCACUUACCAAGUGCUGCAUUUGAAAAUCUUGCAAUGUUGAAAAAUCUAAAAAGAUUAAAUCUUUAUCGAACUCAGGUCACCGAAAAAGACUUAGCGAUUAUUGUCGAAUCUUGUCCAAAGUUGAAAUAUAUCAAUCUUGGUGGAUGUUAUCAAUUUGGAAAUUAUGAUGAGGCGAUGACGCACCUGCAAUAUUGUCCAAAUAUUUUUUCAUUGGACUUAUGGAGAUCAAAAUCAAUAACUGCAAAUGGGAUAAUCAGCAUUAUCAACCACUGUCCUAAUCUUGAAGAAAUUGAUCUCGGUUGGUGCAAAAAUGUGGCUAGUCAUGGAAUUAUACGUCAUUUGGUCACCCAUUGUCAAAAGAUUAAGAAGAUUUUCCUGACUGCUGUAAGAACAUUGACAGAUGACGAUCUUCUCGCUAUUUCCGAGAACUGUUCUUUACUUGAACAGUUAGACAUUUUGGGAAACUCUAAUGUUUCUAAAGAGUCAGCUGAAAGGGUACUGAUGGAGUGCACAAAUCUCAAAUUUUUUGAUGUGUCAUUUUGCUCGAAGUUGGACAGUGUAUGGUAUCAUGAAAUGAAAGCUCGUUUUCCUCUUGUUGAUUUGAAAAAAAGUGUCUCUCAUUAGAAGAAGUGGUUGAACGUGGGUUGAGCACCUGAAUGUUGACGCCAGUCAAACACAUGUCAUGAAAGAAAUACUCUCGAUAAGACACAUGCAUCCAUGUAUGGACGACAGAUAUACAUGUCUAGAAAUAACUGACUUUGCAUGUUCACACUUUCCUUUUAAUUAAUCUGUCCGGUGACAUUUUAUUUUCUUUAUUAGCACUAUUGCAUAUUUUUACCAAAUCAAGAAAUUGUUUGGAUUCUGUUGAGAAUAUUUUUCAUAACAUACAUAAUUGAUGCCGCGUUAAUGGCUAGUUAUCUUCAGACAACUGUCAUUCUACCUUAUUGCUAUAUCCGAUUUUCUACAUCGGUCAAUGCAUCAUGCAAGUGAAUUUUUAUUAAAAGGAGAGGUGAAAUAAUUUUUUUUAUCGAAUUCCUCAAAUUUUUAAUAUUUCAAAUAUCAAUAAGAGCUUCUGUUUUUUUCAACUUGCUUGUAGAAUCAAGUGUAAAUAGUUUUUUUAAAAUAUUUCAGCAAUGAAUAUUUCAUUUAAACAUACAGUUUUUCAUAUCAAGCGAUAAC